AUAGACCAAUCAAAUUGCGUCCCGCACGUUUUGCCGCGAAAUGCCGAGAAGAGCCUUUGUUCUACCGGAAAUAGAAAAACAACAACAAGCGUUCAAACAGAAAUGUUGACGUGUGUUAGAGUCCGCAGCUCCGGAGGCGAGGGGCCGUUUGUCCGGAGGUGAGGGGCCGUUUGUCCGGAGGUGAGGGGCCGUUUGUCCGGAGGUGAGGGGCCGUUUGUCCGGAGGUGAGCGACUCUGUUGUCGGGCAUUAGCAGCUAGCUCCCUGUAGCUAACAUGCUAACACCAGCCGGUGGCUGCUAACAUCCCCGCUCCUCCGUCCUCUCCCUGCCCGCUGUGUAGUGAACCAUAGCCCGGCUCCUGACCUCAUGGAUCCCGGGUACCUGGACUCCAGCCUCCCGCAGCCCGACAACCCGUGUCUGAUCGUGGAGGACUCUCAGCCGGACAGCGUCGCCCUGGAGGACGAUCCUGAGAGCAGCUACCGAGCCCUGCUGGCCCGGCGCCUGUCCAACCUGCAGCCCAGCUCCCGGAGCCCGGUGCUGGAACUGAUCUCCUCACCUCUGGGAAGCAGAUGCUCUCAGACAGACUCAGAAAGUUCCCAGAGUAACAACCAGGCUGAAGCUGGGAUUCUCACAGCAGUCAACCUGAGCUCAGCGCUCCAGGAGGACGAGAGUCAAGUUCUCAACAUCUGCCCUCCUCCAAACAAGAAGAGUUCACCAGAGGAACCAGAUAUGGAUUCUAGAGCGGACUCUACCACACACUGCUGUCCGGCUGAAGAGGGAACCUCUCAGUUUGGUUUUCUCGAGCUUUCUCAGACUCAAGAUCUGUGCAGUGAAGCAGUGAACAGUCGGGGGGAAGAUAUCGGCCCGCAGCCAGACUGUGAGAGACGCAACAAGUUAGCUGAGCAGAGCAUCGGCUCCAGGACUUCAGCGAAUCAGGACAACAAAUCUGCGAGAUCUGAGGUGAGCUCCAGCAGCUCGUCAGACUCUGCAGCUCCUUCAGGCCGACAGCUGAGUGUCCAGGUUCUGCUGCACUCUGAGGGUCUGCAGGCCUCAGGUGAACAGAAGCAGCUGGACUGUGACAUCCCGUCCUCGCAGGAAGACAUGUUCGAUGCUGACAAGUCGGGAGCUGCAGUUGACAGCACGGUAUCUGAGCAGGAGCAGCAGGGUCACCCGACCCCGACACCGUCCCACACCCUCCGACUGCUGCAUCUGUCUGGACAGGGAACACUGGUGCAGGAGAGUCUGUCCCAGAGCUCGGCUGAUUAUGUUGCUCCGACUCCAGACAACUUCAGCCACACUCCUUUAAUUGUUCCCAGCUCCCCGACCGGACCAGAGCAUGAACACGGUGCUGAUGAACCAAUGGAUACUUCGUUGCCCCCAGAAGACCGAGCAGGGGCGAGGGAAGAACAGCCAAUGGAAACGGAGGCCGUCUCUAAGCCACAGCCAUCUGCCUCCACGCCCGUAUCCCAGAAUUCCCCUGGUUUUGCAUUGGAUCGUACGCUCUCUUUACCCACCCAACCAGAGUUCUCGCAC
Molecule: messenger RNA, 1532 nt
Organism: Paralichthys olivaceus (Japanese flounder)
Lineage: Eukaryota; Metazoa; Chordata; Actinopteri; Pleuronectiformes; Paralichthyidae
Source: RefSeq, a predicted model, not a curated record